AUGGCGCUUCCACCAGAGCAAAUCAAUAUCAAGCGUCGGCGCGAGGAGGAGCCCGUCGAGACCCUAUUCAUUCAAUCCGCACUCCACCAAACCAAGCGGCGCUUUACCGACUUCGUCUUCCACAGAGUCACUCUGAAAGCCAGCGAGAGCGGGAGUGGAGAUGCAUCUCCAAGCCCACCAGCAACGCCAGCCGUGCAGCGGCUUCUGCGCAGCCCGCGCUCAGUAAGCAGCCUUCAUGUAAAUCGGCGCGCGCCAGCGUCCUCGAUGGGCGUGCCCAGGGUACGGGCCACCUCACCGGGAGCAGAAUUCCGUGAAGCGCAGCGCAUUGCAGCUGUCCGCAAAGAAGCAGAAGAAAAGCAUAGGCGUGCUGUUUACGGGGGCCCUUCUCCUUUCACUGACCUGCAGCCCGGCCCUGCGGCUAGCUCUAAUGUCCCCCACCAACCCGCAGUGCGUGACAGCAGCCCGGCAUCUAUGGAGACAUCCUCCAGCCGCGCGCAGGCCCUGCGCCGCUUCCAGAUCUCGCGCUCAAAUCUCGACUCCCUAAGAAGUUCCCCCGGGGGAAUCCAGAAGCGACGCGCUGGUGGUCCUGCGCCUGGUGUGGCCGUGCUGGUCGAGCAGCUGCAGCGGAAUGCGCACUCGCGCAAGGCAUCCAUGGUCUCGGAUCUGGUGGCGGAGGCACAGUCUCUCUCGUUAAAGCCUAAGGAACUUGUCCAGGACACCGACACCACACCCCCGUCACCAGUUAAACCACGCAAACGACCUGUCGUUAACCAGGCCGAGAAACGGUGGCGCGAGGAGCGCAAGGGUGCUAUCUCAGCUGCGAAGCAGCAUCUGUCCGAUACCUUGGAGAAAUCCGCCCAGACACAACAGAGGAGCUGGGAUCAGGAGUCUGAACGCCUAGCCCAUGAUCUCGAGCAGGUCGCGCUGGAGCUUGAGCAACAGGCUAACCAAGACCAUGCCAUGGACUUUGAUCCCCUCGCGGGGAAACCGGCCCCUCCCCCGCCUGCAUCUUUACAGCCUGCUUUCAGCGCAGCUCCUAAGCCCCCGUUGAAACACCAGCCCCGUCAACCCAAGGAACCGAGAGUCGCACCUACAACACCGCAGACUUCGGAGCAAAUUGAACAGGCUGUGGAGGAGGAUGACGAAGGCGACUAUGUCUACGACGUUUACGUCCGGCGUCCGCUAUCGGAAGCUGAGAUGCUGAAGAACCCGCUCGCCGAAUAUGAGUCCGACCAGCAGCAAAAGGAUAUCGCUAAGCCUCAGCCUGGAGUCGGUGUCAUUGUCAUCACGGCCGAGGACGAGGAGUACUGGGAUGAUUUUGUUGAAAAUGACGAGGAGGAGUGGGAUAGUGAGGAUGCGGACUCUAAUGCCGAAAACCACCCAGCCAACGAUUACCCAGAUGAAGAAGCGUCGUCGGACGACGACAACGACGACUUUGACUUUGAUGAUUCAGCGAGCGAGGAUGGCGGGACUGGGUACAUGUCUCGCUACCGUGGACACGUAGACUCGGAUGAAGACUACUGA
Messenger RNA from Penicillium samsonianum, 1524 nucleotides. RefSeq names its product Iwr1 domain-containing protein. NCBI's taxonomy places the organism in Eukaryota, Fungi, Ascomycota, Eurotiomycetes, Eurotiales, Aspergillaceae. The transcript has 3 exons. Gene Ontology annotation, cellular component: cytoplasm. The record is from RefSeq and is a predicted model, not a curated record. Gene Ontology annotation, biological process: protein import into nucleus. Bases 1 to 1524 code for a protein of 507 amino acids.